UUCAGAGAAGGAAGGGCAUAAAAAGUUGAAGUGGAACGCGGCUACUGGCUUCAAAAUAACACUCUCAGUGAACAUAAAUGUAUGAAGUGAACGAGAGCGGUUCAUUCACUUGAAAGAUUCAUUUUAAACCACCGAAUCGUUCAUCUAACACCAGAAAGUGGAAAAACAAGGAGACAGAUAGCCUUCUGAUGAUUCACAUCACAGUUAAGCAGAAAGGACAAGAGCCUCGACCGCGACGCUGUCAUGCAGAUGCUGCUUUAUUCACAUGUCCCUUCUGCACAACUGAUGCAUGUAAGCCAAGACAGUACCAUCAAAUAAUGACCCAUAUCGCUGGGCAUAAACUGCGAGCGGUUGAAUAUGGAGAUCAUGUUAUAUAUAGCUGUAACAUUGGCUGUGGCAAAAAGGGCAAACAUUUUCACUGCUGCAAGUGUCCCAAGACUUACAUCAAUAAAGGUGCCAUGAAAAAGCAUCUUUGCAGUGCUCAUCCAAUAGCUACUUGCACUCCAGAACCACAACCUGUAGGGCAUCCACUACAAGAACCUCCUUCACAGCGACAACCAGCAUCUCAUCCACCACUAGAACCUCCUUCACAGCAACGAUUAGCAUCUCAUUCAUCACCAGAACCUACAUCACAGCAACAACCAGCAUCUCAUUCACUACAAGAACCUCCUUCACAGCAACAAGCAGCAUCUCAACCAUCACCAAAACCUCCUUCACAGCAACAAGCAGGAUCUCAACCAAAAGAACUUGAAUCGCAGCAAGCAGCACCUCCAGCAAUCGGGAAAAUGCAGAGCUCUGUACAGUGUCCUAGUAGGCACAUCACAAUUAAGCUGAAAGGACAAGAGCCUCGACCGCGACGCUGCCGUACAGAUGCUACUUUAUUCACGUGCCCCUUCUGCACAACUGACGUAUGUAAGCCAAGACAGUACUAUCAAAUAAUGACCCAUAUAGCUGGGCAUAAACUAAGAGCGGUUGAAUAUGGAGAUUUUGUUAUGUACAGCUGUAACAUUGGCUGUGGUACAAAAAAGGGCAGACAUUUUCACUGCUGCGAGUGUCCCAAGAUGUACACCAGUAAAAGUGACCUAAAAAGGCAUCUUUGCAGCACUCAUCCCAUAGCUCCAGAAACAAGACCACGUCCACUAGAAUUAGCAGCUCCUCCAGUGAUUGCUAAAAGUAAGAAAAUGUCAGUGCAGUGUCUUCACUGCGGGCUCAGUCUUAAUUCUAAAAAUUUAAAGAAACACAUUGAGCGGAAGCAUUCUGAAGCCUUACACCCCAUAACUUCAGUUCUGCCAGCAGAGUGUGUUGAUAAAAAGAAUGGACUAUAUGUUGUAUCAGAAUCAUUUUGUGAGCCCUUUACCCCUAUCCAUGUGGUCAAAAGAUUUUGGGGUUCAUCCCACAAGGUUAUGUGUGAAAUGGAUGGUUGCAACAGUCAAGUUGAAAUGGCACAAAGGAGUGAACUUUUCGCUACACAGUGUGUGCACCUACGCUCAGUAGACUACGCCUGCAGUGUUGCACCAAGUGAGGAUUUAUCAGAGCAUUUGUUGACUGAGAUGGUGGAGCGAAAAUGGAUUGGGGACGUAAGGAAGAAACGAUGCCUUAAGCUGCAAAAUCUGGCUAAAAGUAAAGGUGCCACAUUUACUAGCCUUGUUACCAUUGGAGGCUCCGACUACAUGUAUUAUAUAUCAAUAUAUGAGCCGAAGGUGUCACAAUACAGUAAACUGGGAAGAAUCUUGGUGAACUACAAUGCCAAGACAAACACUUGGAAUUGCCCUUGUAGCAAAGGUAGAAAAUCAUGCCUGCACAACAGUAUUGCAAAGUGGUGUCUCUAUCAAAUGAAGAAGCAGCUCUUCGAAAACCCACCCGAAGCUGAGGAAGAAGUUGAACUGGUGCAACUUGUCUAGCCAACAGUGCUUCCAAAAAGUGGUUUAGCUGAGACAUCUCAGCCCAAAAGAAAAACUGACCCGCAACAAACUGACACUGCAAGUAGGUGAUUCUACUGAUAUCAAUGGGCAUAGAAAACAAAGACAGAACAAAUGUAAAAUGAAGAAAAUAAAAAGUUCAGUUUUUUCAGUAUUGAUUUAGGGAUGGCGAUUGAUUAAUUGCUGUUAAUAAUCAGUUUAACUUAUUGAUUGAUUGUUGAUUGAUCAAGUUCAGCAUAAACAUUGUGCUCAUGAAAGAAGCUACAGCUUUGUACAUUGUUUCACAAAAAGGUUUAAAAUAUAAAUGUUGCAAUACAAACUGCAUUUAGCUUGUUUAUUUAUAAUAAUAAUAAUUUAUUUGUUUCCUGAGGUGUACUUUUAGCAUUGUUAGGAUUUUUACAUCAAAAACAUCAUAUAUAAAAAUGUAUAAAACAUAUCAAAAUAUUUUAGAUUUACAUAUAUGGGCUAUAUAUGUUGGAAAUGUCUUGGAGGGAAAAAAAAUGCCUUUUUCCACAAAUUUUGUAUGUAUGCAGUUUGUUUAAUAUCCAAGGUACACAUUUCUAGUAAUUGUGCAGUUAAUUCUCAUAUUGUAAUUUCAGAAAGUUUUAGAAUAUUUGUCCUCUCCCCAAAUUUGUCACUACAGAAACACUGUAAUAUAUGAUUUAGUAAUGUAGCUGGUGCUGAUAGGUCAGUUAUGGGUUAUGAUUGAUGUAUUUGUGGUUUCAGUUGUUAAUGUUUAUAUUGUGUAAUUUUAUUGUAAUUUCACAAUUUAAAUGUUCAUUUCUGUGUCUGUGUGUUGAUUUUCUAUUUUUGUUGGUAUGGUAUUUGUUUUUGUUGUGUUCUUAAGUUUGACUAAGUUGAAUGUCACAUGAUUCUUUUUGACUAAUUUAACCUGGAAGUGUUUGCACAUACUCAAUGACGAGACUUGAAUUCAGACAUGUAUGUUACAGCUCCUCACCAUUCUACUGCUGGUUACAAGGCCAAUACGGUAAAUGUGUUUAUGUUUUGUAUAUUUCUUUAUUUGUGUUGAUGUCCUUCGAAUUGUUGUGUGUAAAAUUAUGUUUCCUUGUUUUGUUUGUAUGUAGUUUUCACUGUGUUCCAUAUCCAUCAGUAUUGGAAGCGUGGACUGUUUUAAUUACCAACGAGUAGCUACAAGAAGGGUUAUAGAUAAUAAUACAAGUAAUAAGGGUUAAGAUAUAUUUUUCUAUUUUAUUAAAAAGUUUUCAGAGGUAAAUCAAUAAGAAUGGCAUUUUUAACAAUGUUUCAAGAGUGAUUUGUGAGAUUUGUUGUAUUUUUAAUCCAAAUCUUUAUAAAAGGUAAAAAGUUGAUCAGAUUUCAAAGUUUGGGAUUUUUUAGUGUGAAUAUACAUUGAACCAAAAAAUAUCAUGAUGUCUUAGUUGAUAAUUCAAUAUACUUUAUUUCUGAGAAAACAUCCCAUGUUUCAGUAGUGACUGCACAUUUUCGGUAGUGACAGUAAAUCUUUGGCCACAUCACCUUACAGAAUUUUUAUUUGCCAUCUAAAACCACUAAAACGUACAAAAAUACAAAAAAGUUGCAUAACUGUAUAAAAAUGUUUAUUUCCCCCAAAUAAAGGAUUAUGUGUUCCCUUUUGUCACUACUGAAACAAUGACAUGUUUAGCUAAUCAACACAUGGUUAGCUAGCACAGCUCUGAACAGUGGUACACAUUUAAAAACCAAAUGUUAUGGAAUAACUUCCAUAAAAAAAUGGUGAUAUUGAAAACUCUUUCCAAUACUUGUUUUGGUAGUGACAUGAAAAAUGACCUUUUUUUUACAUAAAGUUUCAAAA
This is a messenger RNA of Labeo rohita (rohu), 3726 nucleotides long. RefSeq names its product protein piccolo. The transcript is spliced from 5 exons. Bases 189 to 1901 code for a protein of 570 amino acids. The record is from RefSeq and is a predicted model, not a curated record. Lineage: Eukaryota; Metazoa; Chordata; Actinopteri; Cypriniformes; Cyprinidae.